Suricata suricatta (meerkat) is the source of this 868-nucleotide messenger RNA. RefSeq names its product cilia and flagella associated protein 299 (gene CFAP299). The coding region runs from base 15 to 716 and encodes 233 amino acids. The transcript is spliced from 6 exons. NCBI's taxonomy places the organism in Eukaryota, Metazoa, Chordata, Mammalia, Carnivora, Herpestidae. The record is from RefSeq and is a predicted model, not a curated record.
GCCCAGGCAACAAGAUGAAUCGGGAAGAGGGGCUGACGGCCGUGGACAACAUAGUCACUCAGUUCAACACCUAUGAAGAUUUCCUCGACUCGCAGAUCACUACGGUGGACCUGUACUACUUGGAGGAUGAAAGCCUGGCUCGCCAGUUGGUGGAGCUAGGCUACCGGGGCACCGGCGAGGUGGUGAAGAGGGCGGAUUUUGAAGCAAGGAAGGCAGCUAUAGAGAUUGCAAGGCUGGCUGAAAGAACUCAGAAAAAGACACUAACAAGUGCUGGUAAAGACCUGAAAGAUCAAUUUCUGAAGGCUCUAGCACUGAGAGAAGAAGACAAUCGCAAUGGAAAAGUGAGCACUGUGAUCUUUAUUCGUGACAAAAAUCCUCAUGGGCAGGAGGUGUCAGGAUACAUUGACUAUGCCCACAGGCUAAAGAUUGAAGAUUUUGAAGUCUAUUUUAGUGGAAAAAGAAGACUUCUUCCAAAACCCACAGAUAUGAGCUUUUACAACUGGGACAGUCAUAUUGCUAUUUGGAAUUCAACUCCCAAUUAUCAAGUGAUUACUGAUAAUCCACAAGGCUUACUUUUCAAAUACAAAAGAGACAGAAAAAUUCUCAAUGUAGAUCCAAAGGUUCCCCCAGGUGACAACUCUACUAGAAUCCCUAUCCAGACAGACCUCUACAUGCAAGCUGUCAUUUUUGACCACGUUUCCAGAAGAAAGACUUAACUACCAAUAUCUUAGAUGGUCCCACUAAUGGGCUUGCUAAAUUUAAAUGAAUGCUGUAACCAGAAGCAAAUUAGAAUAAUGAAGGAGUCCUGUAGCUGGAAGGCAAAUUGGAAUAAUAAAAGCUGAUAAAGAAAUUAGAAAGAAAACCAUAA